Messenger RNA from Parus major (Great Tit), 4944 nucleotides. RefSeq names its product zinc finger DHHC-type palmitoyltransferase 3 (gene ZDHHC3). Gene Ontology annotation, cellular component: endoplasmic reticulum; Golgi apparatus. The record is from RefSeq and is a predicted model, not a curated record. The transcript has 7 exons. Gene Ontology annotation, biological process: protein targeting to membrane; peptidyl-L-cysteine S-palmitoylation. NCBI's taxonomy places the organism in Eukaryota, Metazoa, Chordata, Aves, Passeriformes, Paridae. Gene Ontology annotation, molecular function: protein-cysteine S-palmitoyltransferase activity. The coding region runs from base 244 to 1227 and encodes 327 amino acids.
CUCCGGACGCGGUGCCCACUAGGCACCCCGAUUCCCGGAAAACGUCCCGUCCGAGAAGCUGAGCGUCGCGGUAAAACCAAAGCUCCCGCUUCCUGCUAAAAGCUCCCGUAGGAGGCUGUGGAAAUAUCUCGGUGCUCAGAAAUGGAUGGCGUACUCACAGUCCUCUGCGUUUCCUCGUUGUCCUUGCGGAGUUUUUAACCUCAGAACGGUGCAAGCGAGAUGCAAGUAUGGACAUAAUAGCCUAUGAUGAUUACUCCAGUCCACCGCUUCAGAGAUAUUGAAAGGACACCUGAAUACCUCCAGCCAGAAAAGUGUGUUCCACCUCCUAGCCGCGCUUCCCUGGGAACAAUGUGGUUUAUUCGAGAUGGCUGUGGUAUUGCAUGUGCUGUCGUUACCUGGAUGCUGGUGUUCUAUGCCGACUUUGUAGUCCUUCUUGUCAUGCUAGUUCCAUCGAGAGAUUAUGUUUAUAGUGUCAUCAAUGGCACACUGUUCAACACCUUGGCUUUCCUCGCUUUGGCUUCACAUUUUCGUGCUAUGCUGACAGAUCCAGGUGCUGUACCCAAAGGUAAUGCCACAAAAGAGUUCAUCGAGAGUUUACAGCUAAAGCCAGGACAGGUGGUUUACAAGUGCCCAAAGUGUUGUAGCAUCAAACCCGACAGAGCACAUCACUGCAGUGUUUGCAAGAGGUGCAUUCGAAAAAUGGACCAUCACUGCCCGUGGGUCAAUAACUGUGUAGGAGAGAAUAACCAGAAGUACUUUGUACUGUUUACAAUGUAUAUAGCACUGAUUUCCCUGCAUGCUCUAAUCAUGGUGGGAUUUCACUUCUUGUACUGCUUUGAAGAAGACUGGACAAAAUGUAGUUCCUUCUCUCCACCAACUACAGUGAUUCUACUCAUCCUCUUGUGUUUUGAGGCUCUCCUAUUUCUCAUCUUCACCUCAGUUAUGUUUGGGACCCAAGUACACUCCAUCUGCACUGAUGAAACGGGUAUUGAACGACUUAAAAACCAGAAGCCAACCUGGGAGAAGAUCAGCGGCUGGGCAGGAAUGAAGCUGGCAUUUGGAGGUGCCUUCUCCCUGGGUUGGUUCAACCCUUUCUCAAACCUGAACUGCGAGAGCCCAGCGCCGGCUGAAGCGGUGCCAGCAGCUCCUGAGUCUGAAAUAAUGACCCAAGAAGAAAUCGAGCAGUUUCUGGCUCGGGAUGUUGCCAUCCAAGUGCUGCGUGAAUAAGCAAAGUGUCCUUCUCCUCCAGGAGAAGCUUUCAGGUGGUUUGGGUUUUUUUUAAAUAAUUACUUGUGCUGGAGAUUUAAGGGUUGUUUUUUAACAUACUUUCUGGUGCGUUAAAAAAUUCAGGAGUAUUGGUGUGGAACAGAUGCUACUGCACUAGCAGAAGCAAUGCAAAUCUCCAGAGAGAGCUUCAUAAGUGAUGGGGUUUAUAAGCUCCUUUUCAGACCUGUGUCAACUGCUUUAUUGAUCUUUUCUUACAUGGCCUUUAAGGACAGUUUAUAAUUGUCAGAUAGAUUGGCUCCAGUUCCCAGAAAUGUGCCAUCCUAGGGAGUCUGGUUAAUCUUUUGUUCUUACAGCCCUUUGGAGGACUAAAUGUGUGAUGGCAAGAUUAGCCAGCUCUGAAGGUUUUCUGGAGAAAUGCAUCCUCUUUAUCCCAUCCCGUGGGUGCUCUUCUGAGUAAUGAAUGUUGCUGGUGCACCAGUCUUAGCAGAGGUGGGGUACAGGGCGACGGAUGAGCUCACCCUGGGUGUGAUUCCUUUGGACUCUGAAAUAUCUCCAGGGGUUAAUUUUUACCCUCUGUGCUUUUGAGACUGCCCAGGACUGGUGGUGCUUCUUGGAGGUGGUGAUGGGUUUGUGAUGGUGCCAGGCUGGCAGGAGCAUUCACCCAUGGCCAGUGCAGCCAAGAAUGGGCAAAUGUUGGCUGGGAUGUCGAGCUGCUGGUGCUGGUGGGGGGGAAGCUUUUCCCCAGGGCUGUGGUUCAUUCAUGUGUAAGAUGUGUGGAGUGGGAGCUGCCUGGCUGAGCUCUGCAGCCCAGGGAGCAGGGAAGUGGUCUAGGCCAGGUACCAGGGCUAUGUGAACACCCUGUGAUGGAGGUACUACCUCUCUCCAUUUGACUUGUCUAAUUUAGAUGUUUCUCUUCUUUUCCUGGUAGCUAGAGUUGGUAGAGAAUGAAUAGUGCCUCCUAAUCUUACUGGGGUAUAACAUUGUCCUGCUAGUACGUGCCAUUACACUGGGUUUCCUUGCACUAAUUUUGCAGCCAGCCCCUGCAGAGUGCUGGUGAACCUGUAUGUCCUAGCUUAGGGCAAAUUUGGGAGAAAUUUGGAGUCAUCCUAGGACACUGUGGAAGGAACACCCAUCACUCAGAGAGGGCAUCACUGCUGGAGGCAGCAAAGUCCUGCAGAGGUGUUGCCAGCUGCUGCAUUCAGAUGCACUGCAAAUGCUUGGCAUCCUUCAGAUGUCAGGCUACUUUCAGUUUAGGCUGUUCUUCAUUUGUGUUUUUUUUCUUCUUCUGUCAUAUCCCUUAGAUUAAUUGUCAUUAAAUUUGCAGGAGACUAGAAAUAUGCUAAUGGUUUUCCCCCCACAGAACAUGUGUUCUUUUAUCUCCCCCACCCCUGUAACCUGAACCAAAGGUAACUGCUUCCUCUCAAAAGGAAGAGAAAGGAGUUUUUGGGAUGAAAGCAUGGUAUUGUGAAAGACCUAUAUGAAGUUUUUAUUAUUUAUAGGAGCAAUAUCAAAAUGGAAUUUUUACAAGAUUUUUUUUUUUUCUCUGCUUAUUUUUAACCCCUCAGAAAGCAUCUUUGUGUGCAUUAAUUGUGUGGCAUUCAGGGCUACUGUGGAGGGAUGAGAUUCUCUCCUGGACUUGUUCUCUGCCAUAGCAGUCCCUUUUUCUGGCAAAGGUACUGGGAACAAAUAGAGUGCCUUGACUGUUAGAAGCACAGCUUCACCAAAACCAGGGUGAUUGACAAUUCUGAAUAGUUGUCCCAUCCCCUGUUCCCCCUGGAUGUCUUCUCUUUGUCAGUAAAAAGUAGAUCUAGAAAAUGUGAUUAGGAAUUGUGUAUUUAUAGCCUUUGGGAUAAAGGGAAACCCCACAUUUGAGGGGAAAUGAGAUAUCCUCUCUUGUCUUUUAGACAGGAGGUCUGGAAUUCCUGUGCCCUGUGCAGCAGGGUGUUGAGGGAAGAAGCCCUUCUCCUUCUGCACUAGCCUGUGUUCAUCUCUCAGCAUCCCACAGGAACGGGAUGUCAGGGACAUACACAGGUCUGUAAGGGAUUUUCUGUAGGGAGCAAUGGUGAUGUUGAAAGAGGAAGACUAAGAGUGCCCUUUUUAGCUCAUGGUUUCUAAUUUUGGCUUGCUGCUCCGCCUCUGCAUCCAGCUAACACCUCUGCCUCCAGUGCUGUGUCUGCAAUAGGAAUGGUGCUAGAGGGAGGAACUGCUCUGUGGCUGAAAAUCACCUUGAGGCAGGCAUGUAGGGAUGUCAGCUUGGGAGAGACCCCUGUGCUCUGCAUUCCAGGGAUGCUUCUCAGGACAGGGACCCUACUCUGGGACAUGGCUUUGGGUAGGCAUGGAUGGAGGCAGCCUAAUUUCUCCUCCACUCAAACCUGGUUCACUUCAUCACAAGAACAGUUUGCCUGUUUCCCACCUCUCCUGUUGUUCCUCCAGUGCUGGCAUUUCCAGGUUUGUUUUUUUUAACAGGGGACACAGAAAAGUAGUGUGAGGAGGAGGGUAAGAGCCAGAACAGUCAUCUCCCCUCCUCAAUUACAGUCUGAAUGAGACAGGGAUGUGUCCCUGUGCCUUACACAGAGCAUGGACAGUCAACUCUAUCUGUGGUGCCCCCAAGACUUAGCAGGGUGACUUCCUGUGCCCAGCAAAUCAGUUCUGGUGUUUCUUGGCUGUCAGUCUCCCUUGUCCCCUUCCAAAGUACCGGUACCCCUUGGUGUAUCUCCUUUGUGUCUCAAUGUAGAGUGACAAAUGUCAGAAAUCACAAGUCUUCAAAAGUUGGAAAAAUCUGUUUUAUCCACAGCUUUUGUAUAAACCUCAUUCUUUAAUGAUUGACUGGUAGCUUGAGACCAACAUGAUUUUCAUGGAAUUGAACCUAAGCUCACUGUUUACCUUCCCUUCCCCCUACACACUUCUUGCCCUUUGUUAGAGCAUGCCUUCAUGUUCAGACCAUGCUGCUAUGGUCCUAGCUGGCUCACCACCUCCCAGGAAAGACAUCCUGGAGAGCCUGCUUGUAGUGCCCUAGAUUUAUGGGGCUGGGGAGGAUGCUCCCCCUGCACUGCUCAGUGGGACAUGGUCUGCUGAGGAUCCCAUCACUGCUCUCACACAUGUGAUGGACAGAGUCGUGGCAUAUGUGGAAAGUGUUCUCGGACUUCUCACCUGGUGUCUUCCACAGCAGGUUUUCUAUGCAAAUAGGGAAUUUACAUCUCUUGAAAAAAUAUGUUUUUUGCUGUUUGAAACUCCUUUUGUGCUUUUGGUCACUGUUGUACUUUCUAAAGAACUAAGACUUCAUCUGCCAAGCGCCACCUGCUCCUCCCUACUCUGUGGACACGAUGCACAUGGACCCUGCACCCGCUCUGCCUGUGGAGAGGAGCUCCCACUCCGUGCUGUGCCACAGGGGUGGCAGGAGGUGGCCUUUUGGGGACCCUGUGCUGCUGUGGAGCAACACAACACUGUGGGCAGAGGGACAGCAGGGGUCAGGGCAGCCUUGACCCCGUUCUGUGGCCUGGCAGCCACAUGCGUGCUCGUCUGGGAGUUCCUCAAAUCUUUGAAACACAAGAGAGUGGUUAAAACCUUUUUAUAUCCUUCCUUUUUUUUUUUUCCUUCCCUCUUUCCUUUUUAAGGGCUGGCACAUAACCAGAUGUAGUCACCAUUUAUUUUUUCCACUCUACUGCCUUAAUGCUUGAGCAUUUGCUUUUUAAAUAAACAGAAAAAUUACCCCCUGUA